GAACUUGAGGCUUCUACUCACCUCGAUAAUUUCAAAAGAGAUGAUCAAAAAUCUUGCCCGUAUGUUUUCCUCACGGCCUCCCACAUCAGAAGCAUUAAGGGCCAGCUAACAUUAUUCCAAAACACAAAAGGGACUGUAUAUAUUUCGGGCACAUAUCAAUACGGUUUUUGGGAUAGUAAAGAAUGGCAUUAUGAUUGGUCAAUUCAAAACGGGUGCGGGGAACCGCUUUUUAACCUCACCAAGAUUCUCCAUUCGGAAUAUUUUGGUUGCAGUUGCUGUAAUGGUUAUAAGGAUACAGGUUGUUGUAAAGAUAAAAAGAAAAGAUCACAAAAAAGGAGAGCUUUACUUAAUGCGAGAACUUCUAGUGAAAAUAAAACAAUACCAAAAGGUGAAUGUUCCGAUUCAGAUAUGGGAGAAGAUGGAACCACCCCAUGGGUGAUUAAGGUUGAAGAUAUGCCUUGGGAUUGUAAUAAUGAAGGGCUUAAAUAUAAAACCUGUGAUAAAGACAUUUAUAAAGAUUCUAAAUAUAAACGUGGCGAAGACCACGACGAUGGAAUAUACAUACCUAGUACACUUCAAGAUGAAGGCCCAGAAACUGGCCUGUAUCUUGUGAUUUACGGUGAAUGUAAAUCGUUAAAACGCCAACCAAUAAGUGCUCCUGCUUCAGUUAAUGUUAACGAUCAGGGUGGUACAGUUGCUCCAGCAGCACCACCAGCACCAGCAGCAGCACCGGCAGCAGCUCCGGCAGCAGCUCCACCUGCAGCUCCACCGGCAGCUCCUGCUGCAGCUCCUGCGGCAGCUCCAGCGGCAGCUCCAGCACCUGCUGCACCUGCUGCUUCUGCAGCUCCGACGGCAGCAGCCCCAACUGCAACAGAUACAUCAACUCCAACAGAUACAUCAGCCCCUGCUACAACAGCAGCAGCUCCUCCUCCAGCAGCUGCCUCACCAACAGCAUAA
This is a messenger RNA of Dentiscutata heterogama, 957 nucleotides long. NCBI's taxonomy places the organism in Eukaryota, Fungi, Glomeromycota, Glomeromycetes, Diversisporales, Gigasporaceae. The record is from the annotation of a GenBank genome assembly.